This is a messenger RNA of Penicillium macrosclerotiorum, 951 nucleotides long. RefSeq lists its product as uncharacterized. The record is from RefSeq and is a predicted model, not a curated record. Bases 1 to 951 code for a protein of 316 amino acids. Gene Ontology annotation, molecular function: hydrolase activity. Lineage: Eukaryota; Fungi; Ascomycota; Eurotiomycetes; Eurotiales; Aspergillaceae. The transcript has 3 exons.
AUGAAAGAAAUUAGAACUCGUGAGCUAGCUGCACCAUACCGGCAGUCGGUGCAUCCUCAACAGGUCGACAAACCAUUAAAGCCAGCCCCAGACUUGAAGUAUGAGUGUUCCGUAUUAGAAGAUGGGAAAACACUACUCGAGAAGGAUGUCGCAAUCCCUAUGAGAGACGGCAUCACCCUGUAUGCGAAUGUGUAUCGACCGGUUGUGGAGGUCCAGGGAAAGACGCCCACGCUGGUUUUCUUUGCACCAUUUGGAAAGCAUGGCGCUGUUCCAGCGGCUCUGUUCCAGAAUAUGGGGGUCGACUUUGACAAGCUGAGCAAGUACACCCAAUGGGAACUCCCGGACCCCAUUCUUUGGUGUGGAAAAUGGGGCUAUUCUUUUGUCCAGGUCGAUCCUCGCGGGACUUGGUGGAGUGAAGGAACCGAAGCCAACUACUUGUCCCCAGAGGAAGGGCGAGAUGGUUAUGAUGUUGUGGAAUGGGUUGCACAACAACAAUGGUCAACAGGAAAAAUUGGAUGGGGCGCGGUGUCGUAUUACGCCAUGUCCAGCUACCAAACUGCAGUUUUACAACCACCUCAUCUAACGGCAAUCAUGCCAUGGGAAGGAAUCUCUGACAUCUAUCGAGAAGUGAAUUGUCCAGGCGGCAUUCCUGCUGUAUCCUUCCAACACUUUUGGAUGAAUCUCACGGGAAACGGUCUGCGUGAAUCGGAGGAUCAUGCUGUUCUCAAUAUAGAACACCCGCUUUUUGAUAAGGUCUGGCAGUCGAAGGUUGUCGAUUGGAGCCAGAUUAAAAUUCCAAUGUUUUCAGUUACUGGUUGGUCGUCCCUGGGGUUGCAUUUGCGUGGGACAAUAGAAGCUUGGAGAGCAUCUUCGUCGGAGAGGAAAUAUCUCUUCAUUCAUGUAAGGUUCUCACGUGCCAAGAUGAUCGCAUUUAUCACUCACACUAUUUAG